Messenger RNA from Purpureocillium lilacinum, 4461 nucleotides. RefSeq lists its product as uncharacterized. Gene Ontology annotation, molecular function: lipid binding. NCBI's taxonomy places the organism in Eukaryota, Fungi, Ascomycota, Sordariomycetes, Hypocreales, Ophiocordycipitaceae. The record is from RefSeq and is a predicted model, not a curated record.
AUGUCUGCCAAGGAGGCGCGCGAGCUCAAAGUUCAGGGAGCCAUUGAGGCCGCCCAGAACUCCCAAUCGCAAAUCUCCUCUGAGGAUGCUCAGAAGGAAAUUGUCGAGCAGUCCUCAAACGCGGGCAUCCCCGCCUUUUCUUUCGACCCGGAUGCUUCUCCCGAGGAGAAGCGAGCUCAAGCCCGAGAUGCCAUUCCAAAAGAAUUGCAGCGAAGCAGGCGCAACAAGGGCGCCGCCAUCAUAACCGACCAGGACGAUGGCAACGGCCCGGACGAAGAUCUUCCCGAGCCCAGCAAAGCCGGCGUUCUUGACGUGGCAACAGACGCCCACGGAAACCAAUUGACUGGCGGCGAAGACCCCGAUGCCAAAGAUGCCCCGUUUUCGCGUACGGGCUGGGCUCCGAAGCUCGGAUGGCCGAGCGACAGUGCGAAAGAGGGCGAGAGCUUGCUCGACCAUGCCACGUGGGUGGAGGGGAAGCUCCCAGAUAAGUUCUUUGGAGACUGGUACCACAACACGGGCCUUGUCAUUUUCGCCUGUAUUUCGUCAUGGCUUGUUGCCGUCCUGGGCGGCGGGCUGGGCUGGGUCACCAUCAUCAUGGCCAUCUGUGCGACUUACUACAGGACGUCUCUGCGACGCGUGCGACGUAACUUCCGUGACGACAUCUCGCGCGAACUGGCCCUCAAGAAGCUCGACAACGACAACGAGUCCCUCGAGUGGAUCAACUCAUUCAUGGUCAAGUUUUGGCCCAUCUACCAGCCUGUCCUGGCCCAGACGAUUAUCAACUCUGUCGACCAGGUCCUCAGCUCCGCCACGCCCGCCUUUCUCGACAGCCUCAAACUAAAGACGUUUACGCUUGGCUCCAAGCCGCCUCGAAUGGAGCACGUCAAGACGUAUCCCCGCACCGAAGACGACAUUGUCAUGAUGGAUUGGAAGUUUAGCUUUACGCCCAACGAUACGGCCGACAUGACGGCUCGCCAGCUUAAGAGCAAGAUCAACCCCAAGAUCGUUCUCGAGAUUCGCAUCGGCAAGGCCAUGAUCAGCAAGGGCCUCGAUGUUAUUGUCGAAGACAUGGCAUUUUCGGGUAUCAUGCGCCUCAAGAUCAAGCUUCAGAUUCCAUUCCCUCACGUGGACAGAGUCGAGAUGUGCUUCCUUGAGCGACCCGAGAUCGACUAUGUCUGCAAGCCCCUCGGUGGAGAGAACUUCGGCUUCGACAUCAACUUCAUCCCCGGCCUCGAAAAGUUCAUUCUUGAACAGAUUCACGGCAAUCUCGCGCCGAUGAUGUAUGCGCCUAACGUCUUCCCCAUCGAGGUGGCCAAGAUGCUCGCAGGAACCCCUGUUGACCAGGCCGUGGGCGUCCUCGCCCUGACUCUCCAUGGCGCCCAGGGCCUCAAGAACUCGGACAACUUUGCAGGUACCGUCGAUCCCUAUGCGAGCAUCAGCUUCAGCCGUCGCCAGGAACUCGCGCGAACGAAGACCAUCGAGGACAACCCGAACCCGAGGUGGAACGAGACUCACUACCUCAUUGUCACAUCUUUCAAUGACACACUGGAUAUCCAGGUGUUUGAUAAGAACGACUUCAGAAAGUCCAAGGAGCUGGGUGUCGCCUCUUUCCGUAUGGAAGACCUGGAGGAGCUCAACAUCCACGAGAACGAGCGCCUCGAGGUCAUUGGAGACGGCAAGGCGCGUGGCGUCGUCUCUUGUGACCUUCGAUUCUUCCCUGUUCUAGAAGCCGCCAAAAAUGAGGAGGGUAAAUUGGAGCCGCCACCGGAAUCGAAUCAGGGUAUUUUGCGCUUUACCGUCGAGCAGGCUAAAGAUCUGGACGGCACCAAGAGUCUGGUUGGCCUUCUCAACCCUUACGCAACCUUGUUCCUCAACGGCAAGACUGUCCACGAGACCAAGAAGCUCAAGCGCACAAACAACCCCAUCUGGGACAAUGGGUCUAAGGAGAUCCUCAUCACGGAUCGCAAGAAGGCCAAGCUUGGAGUCACGAUCAAGGACGACCGAGACCUCACGGGAGACCAAACGCUCGGCAAGUACCAAAUCAAGCUCGACGAGAUUCUUGACUGCAUGGCGCAAGGGAAGGAGUGGUACCAGCUGUCCGGGGCGAGCACCGGCCGUGUCAAGAUGAUGGCGCAGUGGAGGCCCGUUGCCAUCAGCGGCGUGGCCGGCACUGGCGGCUACGUCACGCCCAUCGGCGUCAUGCGAUUUCACUUCAAGAAGGCUACCGAUCUGCGAAACUUUGAGUCCUUCGGCAAGUCAGAUCCCUACGUCCGCGUGCUUCUCUCUGGCAUCGACAAGGCGCGAACCGUCACCUUCCGCAACGACCUCAACCCCGAAUGGGACGAAGUCCUCUACGUGCCUAUCCACUCGCCCCGUGACAGGCUUGCACUGGAAGUCAUGGAUGCCGAGAAGAUGGGCAAGGACCGUAGCCUUGGUUUGAUCGAGGUCUUUGCGGGUGACUACGUCAGCCAGGAUGAGGUCGGCGAGUAUCUCGUCAACGACAAGAAGCAUCUCCGCGAAGAAGGACUCCGUUUGCAUGGAAAGGGCAUCGCUAAGGGAACACUAACCUACACUGCCUCUUUCUAUCCCUGCCUGAACGUUGCGGACCCGGAGGAGGAAGAGGAAGAAGAGAAAGAGGCCGAAAAGACGACCGCAGAGGACAAAGCGAGCGAGGGCAAGCCCAGCACCGAUCAGCAGCGAGCCUCGCUCGAUCGGUCCCCUACCGCAGGGAAGUUCAGAGCUAGCCUCGACAAGAACGGCAAUGGAGACGCGCGCACGUCGACAUCAACCUCUGGCCGGCCGUCUGUCGAGAAACAGGGACCCCCGAAGAUCCGGCUCAGCCCCGAGGAGCUGCUCAAGCAUGAGAGUGGUCUGCUCAUUUUCCGAUUGUUGGAAGCCGAAAUGCCUGAGGGCAACAGCCGCCUCGAGGUGUUCGUGGAUGACAUGGCCUACGCUUCGUACGUCUCGUCGACUACGGCCAGCAGGGCACACAAGUUCGACGAGAUUGGCGAUUGUGUUGUUCGUGAGCUGGACGUGUCUCGUUUGACGCUCAAGGCGAGGAAGAAGGGCGACGAUGAUGACCACGUUCUUGCCCAGCUGACUGGGAACACCCUAGAAACACUCAAGCAAUGCUUGAACAACCCUACCAAGCUCAAGCUGAAGACUGACGAUGGCAGAGACGGUUGGGUCAAGGUCAGCCUCAAGUAUAUCCCCAUCAAGAUGCAGUUGGAUCCAAGCGAGAGUAUCAACAACAUGGGCAAACUCCGUGUCGACGUGCUGGAUGCUCAAGACCUGCCGGCAGCAGACAGAAACGGAAAGAGCGACCCGUACUGCAAGUUUGAGCUUAACGGCAACGAAGUGUACAAGACGAAGGUACAGAAGAAGACACUCACGCCGGCGUGGAACGAGUUCUUCGAGGUCAAUGUCCCGUCACGGACGGCGGCAAAGUUCGUUGUUACCGUUUACGACUACGAUUUUGCGGAUAAGCCCGACCUCCUGGGCGCCGCCACGAUCAACCUGGAGUCUCUGGACCCCUUCAAGGCGUCCGAGUCCCGCUUCAUCUUGGACGGCAAGUCGGGCACCUUGCGUCUUCGGAUGGUUUUCAGGCCCGACUACGUUACGCGUACCAUGCAGGGCACGUCGACCUUCUCGGGCACCUUUGCCGCGCCCGGCAGGAUCGUUACAGGCGUCGCUGGAGCUCCCAUCAAGGGCGGCGCAGCCGUGGCGGGUGUCGUGGGCCACGGCGUUGGCAGGGGUGCAUCUUUCCUGAAGCGCGGAGUCUUUGGGAAGAAGAAGGACACCGACGAUGCGAACGGCGCGUUACCUGACGUGGCGGAGUCGCGUCCGACCACAAGCAAUGGCCACGACGUAGCCCCCGUUGGCGGCCCGCGCCAGUCCCUCGGAUUAGCGGAUGGCUCUCCCAUUCCUACCAUCGAGCAGCCACGAAAUGACUCUCCUGGUCACAGUCGUACAAAGAGCAUUGCGGCAUCGUCAAUCCACAGCACGGCACCAGCAGGUGCGGCAUUGGGCACGGCUUCAUUUACGAUUGUCGGCGCAUCAAACUUUCCCCCGUCGACGAAUUUGUACAUUGUGGUCACGCAGCUGUCGCCAAAGGAGAAGGUAAUCGGCAAGACCAAGCACCACAAGUCUGGAACUGGCCAGUGGAGCUUUGAGGACACCUUCACAGCCAAGUGCACUCCGGACACGCAGUUCAAGAUAGAGGCGAAGGGCGACCACUUUGUCGGCAAGGAUGAUGACCUGGGCGAGUUUCCGCUGUUCGUCGACGAGACGGGAACCGCAACGCCCAAGGAGCUCAGCGUGGGCUCGGGUACCGUCACCAUCAAGAGCACUUUCCAACCGGCGGAGCCGAGCGCACCAGACACACCCAAGUCGCACAUGCGCAGGAGCUUCCUGAGCAAGAGGGACGGGCGUCCCAGCCGUGAGACGACGCCGAAUCCUUAG